Perca fluviatilis (European perch) is the source of this 1153-nucleotide messenger RNA. Its product is annotated as deoxyribonuclease-2-beta-like. Gene Ontology annotation, biological process: apoptotic DNA fragmentation. Bases 47 to 1153 code for a protein of 368 amino acids. Gene Ontology annotation, molecular function: deoxyribonuclease II activity. The record is from RefSeq and is a predicted model, not a curated record. Lineage: Eukaryota; Metazoa; Chordata; Actinopteri; Perciformes; Percidae. The transcript is spliced from 8 exons.
CCUGCACCUUUGCAUCUGAGGUUUCUCCAUCAACACUCAGGGAGUUAUGUGGAGGAUUUUCCUGAUGGUCAGUCUGCUCUGCUGGAGCGCUGACGGACAAGUGACCUGCAGAGACCACAACAACGGAGAAGUGGACUGGUACAUCAUGUACAAGGCACCCAAACUGAAUAACAUCGGAACUACGGGUUUGGAAUAUCUUUACACUGAUUCAACUGGGAAGACGGAGACCUCUAAAAGUCACAAUAAGCUCAUCGACGAUCCUAACGGUGUCCUGGCAAACACCCUGCGGCCCAUUUUUAAACCAACCACAUCAAUGCCAAAAGACUUUGGGUUCAUCACCUACAGCGACCAACCUCCAGGAAAAACAGUUCCGCAGAAGUUUGGCCACAGUAAAGGACUUGUGAUGAUGGAAAAAGUCAAGACAGGAGUCUGGCUCUUACACAGCACACCACAGUUCCCUUUCACAAGAGAUAAUAAUUUCUGGCCAUCCAGCGGAGCAGCAAAAGCUCAGACGUUUAUCUGUGUAACAUUCAAGUACAACGAAUUCAAAAAGAUUGGUGAACACCUGCUGGACAUCGCAGCUUUCCCGUUUGAUCAUCAAAUUCCAGCUGACUUCCAUAAAGAGCUUAUAGAUGUUACAGAGAAGAAAAAUCCACCGGGAGAGGGAAUGCAGGACCUGAGAUCAGCAGCAGGAGGAGUGUUUCGUAGCUUUGCUAAACACAACAUUGAAAACAGUAUAAAGGACACCGACCCAAAAAGAUUUGAAGGAGAUCUUUACCUCACUAUUGCAAAGGAAUACGACACUGGUGUGAAAGUCCAGACCUGGGGCUGCCAGCAUAAACGUGAAUAUUCCUACUGCGGACAACGUAAUGUGUUCAAUAUUCCAUCUGUAAAAGUUGAUCUGGGUAACGGGGAGGUUAAGUGGAAGGCUAGUAACGAUCAUUCCAAGUGGUGUGUAGCUGAAGGUAAUAAUGAUUUGAUCUGUAUCGCUGAUGUAAACAGAGCAAUCACCCAAUACAAAAGGCCGGGGGGUGGACUGUGCUUUAACAACAAAGAGGCAAGUAAUCUAUUUAAAGGUCUUAUUGAUGAUACUGACCCUUGCUCCCGUAAGCGUCCCCAUGACCCUGACUGUGACCCUGAUGAUGAUUUAUAG